CUCCCCCAGCGCCUCCUCCUCCCCUCUCUGAGUCCAUCAUGGAGUGAGGAGGAGAUGGGGAUCGCGCGGUGCCUUCCUCACCGACACCAGAACCUCCAGUUCGGUCACAGCUUCCCCGGUCCGUACGGAGGAGGAGGUGGAGGAGGAGGAGGAGGAGGUGUUUGAGGAGCAGCAGGAACCGCAUCACCAUGAAGACCCCGCACCGCGCUGCGGCCGCGGCAGCCGAGCGGAGCUGAACCGGAGAAGAUGAGCGAGGACCUGCGGCCGGACGAUGACAGCUACAUGGUGCGCGUCAAGGCAGUGGUGAUGACCAGAGACGAGUCCAGCGGCGGUUGGUUGGCGCAGGAUGGCUGUCUGAGCAGGGUGGGGGUGUGCAGGCUGCUGCCCAACGAGCUUCAGGGACGGAACCGCUUCCUGAUCCACGGAGAGCGGCUCAAAGACCGGCAGGUGAUUCUUGAGUGUUUCUUGAAAAAAGACCUGGUCUACACAAAAGCCACUCCCACGUUCCAUCACUGGAAGGUAGACAACAAAAAGUGUGGCCUAACCUUUCAGUGCUCGUCUGAUGCCCGAGCUUUUGACCGUGGGGUGAGGAGGGCUCUGGAGGAUCUGGCAGAAGGUAUGAAAGGAAACCUUUUAGCUUAGCAUAUGUGUCACACAUCUGUUUUCUGUUCUGAAGGUUCCACAACUUCUUCAUCUACGCUGCAGAAUGAAGCAGAGCUGGGGGAUGAUGAUGUCUUCACGACUGCCACUGACAGCUCAUCCAACUCGUCUCAGAGGAGAGAGCCCACCAUGCAUGUGUUGGCUCCGGCCAAUUUCUGCGAGCCGCGUCGACACCACUGCAUCCUGGGACAUUUCUACGAACAUCACCGGCCCUCUGACCACUACUUCCUCGAUCCGGCAGUACACAUCUUUCCUCGUCAUGCCAACUUCCCUUUGGAGGAGGAGGAGAUUGUUCGCAUUAGCCCUCACGAGCGAACCUGGCUCACCGGCUAUGAGGACUACCGGCACGCCAACUCCACACGUGACAAACUCAUGCAGCCACACAUCCCGGACACCUGUGUGCACUUCACCAAGAGUGAGCCGCCCAAACACAACUACACGUACCCGUACCCUCUGAGCUGCGGCGUGCAGCGAGGCUAUGACAGCAAGCCGGGCUGCCUGGAGAUGGGAGGUGGUCGCAGGGCAGUGGUGACGCUGCAGCCUCGACCUCCUCAGUCCAAAGGGAAGUGUCGCAUGGAGGAUGGGGAGCGUUUUCGCUGCGUUUACUGUCAGGACAUGUUCAACCGCGAGGACAAUGGGCGGGGCCAGUGCCAGGAGGCUCCUGACCCCAUUCAGACCUGUAUCCGCCGGGUCAGCUUCAUGUGGUGCGCCGACAGCCUGCUGUAUCACUGCAUGUCGGAUCCGGAGGGCGACUACUCGGACCCGUGCUCCUGUGACACCAGCGACGAGCGCUUCUGCCUGCGCUGGACGGCGUUGAUCGGAUUGUCGCUGGUGGCGCCCUGCAUGUGCUGCUACGCCCCUCUAAGGGCAUGCCAUCGCUGUGGGGUGGCUUGCCGCUGCUGCGGUGGGAAACACAGAGCUGUGGGGUGAGUCACCGCAGGCCCCGCCCACACAGCAGAGACCACCUGGAAACCGAUGCCGCUGUUAUUUCUGUUGUUGAUGUGGUUCAUUUGUAGAAAGAAGUGAAACUUUGUGUCAACCGUUGUGCUUUUUUUUUUUUUUGUUACUCAGAGGACCAAAAGGCUUUGUGAAGAAAAUGUCUCCACAGAACAUAAAAGUAUGAAUAUGGGUGUAUUAUUAGGGCUGACAGAUUUAAUGUCAACACAGAAAAUCAUCUAAAGUACAUCUAGAAAUCAAUUUGUAGUUGGUAACACUAAGGCACCAUAGCAUUUAUCAUGAAGGGUCGCUUCAUUCUCUUUGUUUUGCAAAAAAACAAAAACAAAAGUUAAAGCAACCAAGUGUAGUUUUUAGCCAUUAGGGGUGUUAGUGCUGUAAUUUCCAGGUUUAACACCCCUGAAGGCCAGUGGCAUUUCUAUAUUAAACAGUCUCCCUGUAUUCUGGUUCUGCUAGCAGAUCAUUCUGGACCAGCAGAUGGAGAAGUCAUGAUUUCCUUGUAAACACAAGGACACAUUCACCGCUGUAGAUGAAAUCCUACAUCGUAAUUAUGUCUGGUCAGGUAAGGGUCAGAUCUGUCUUGUUGGCUAACUACUUUUAGCUUAGUUAGCUCUGGCCUUUCAGGGGAUCCACCAUUAGUUGUACCAGCAGACUUUAUUUGGGGAAAAAAAUGUGUAUAUUCAGUUUAAAAAGAACACACUUAAAAUACUGUAAACUGUUUAGUUUAAAUAAAUGUACAUAUUAUUUACGCUGCAAUGCAUUCUGGGCAAGUAAUGUAUGGUAGGUCCUUUAGCGUUAGCUCUUUCCAGCCAAAACUACAAAAAGUGAAGUUGAACUUUUCAGUUUGAGCCACAGAACUUUGAAAUGAAUGAGAAUGUAUAAAUUACAGGAGGUGAUAAAGAUGAGGAGGACCAAAUGGAGGAAGAGAGGAGAAUUGGAUGAAGAAGCUGAUGCUAGGAGAUGCUAACCAAGAUGGAGAACUAUGCUACAAAAAGCUCCGGUUUCUAAAUGAGGGUGUUAUCUACGGAAGAGGAUUAGGGCCACUGAAAAAAAAAAAAGUUUACUGAUUUUUAAAUUUUAUUUCAGUUUAACAU
This is a messenger RNA of Cyprinodon tularosa, 2708 nucleotides long. Its product is annotated as sprouty-related, EVH1 domain-containing protein 2-like. Gene Ontology annotation, cellular component: membrane. The transcript is spliced from 6 exons. NCBI's taxonomy places the organism in Eukaryota, Metazoa, Chordata, Actinopteri, Cyprinodontiformes, Cyprinodontidae. The record is from RefSeq and is a predicted model, not a curated record. Gene Ontology annotation, molecular function: protein kinase binding. Gene Ontology annotation, biological process: negative regulation of MAPK cascade; multicellular organism development.